CUUGACUUGGUUUUCCUGUGUCAGUCAGGAACAGGGUAGUGUUAGACUCAGAUAUUAGCUGAGGCACACAAUCAGUAGCGCUUCUCAUUCCUACAACCUUCACACCCAGCUAAUUGCACUCUGCAGUUACAUGCUUUGUGGGGCUACAUCAGUUCAGCAUUUUUGUUCACCUUAAAACACAAAAGACGUGCUUUCAUUGUACUUCUGUAAGCCAUUACUAAGUCAUCCAUUUAGCAGCCUUGCAGAAAAAGAUCUAUAUGGGCUGAAGCUACUUCUGUUCCUGCAGGACUGUCAGCUGAUUUCCACUCUAGUCAGAAUCCUCGUGAUUAUACAAAAAAAAUGGAGCCAGAAAACAGCACCUUAGCUUCUGGACUGAAUACACAGUGGGUGGAAUGCACUGUCAGUUUAGAUGAGAAAGCCAGGAAAGUUGUCGUCUUCCUGUUGUACCUCUUCAUUUUUGUGGUGGGACUCAUUGAGAAUCUCAUUGUGGUAUGGGUGAACUGGAGGAAGAGACAUGCCAAGGAAAGUGUCAGCUUCUAUAUCUUAAAUAUGGCCAUUGCAGAUCUUGUCCUCAUUUUGACAGUCCCUUUCUGGAUAAUGGAUGUUGUUCUGGAGCAUGUUUGGCUUUGGGGACGCUUUCUUUGCAAGUUCAUCUAUUUCAUUUAUUUAGUUGAUAUGUUCAGCAGUGUGUUCUUUUUGACAUGCAUGACCAUUGAAAGAUACCGACUAAUGGUCUUGCCAACGCAGGCCUCAAGUACAAAUCAAGAAAGGAACCGUAAGAUCAUUUGUGGCUGCAUAUGGGUUUUAGCUAUAGUUCUAUCAGUGCCAGAAAACAUUCAUGUAGAUUUAAUGGUCUGGGAAGAUGCAGGUUGUUUUUACAUGCCACCUCUAGAUACAUAUGAAACUUGGGUAGUAGUAACUACAUUUCUUACUGUCUUUGCUGGGUUUUUCAUACCAUUUCCAAUAAUUUUGAUCCUGAAUAUUUUAAUUGCAAGAGCUAUUAAAUCUAACAGCAAUCUAAAGAGUCAGAAAUCCUACAAAAUUCUAUAUGCCUAUGUGAUUGCUUUUAUCGUAUGUUGGUUGCCACGGCACAUGAUAAUUUUCCUAAUCGGUGUAGAUGAAGUGCUUUGGAGCCAUUCUUGUAAUGUUGCGAUUGUCUUGUAUUACUUGUACUCAAUUGUUGAAUGCAUCUCCUUGUUGCACUGUGUGCUCAAUCCUAUUCUGUAUAACUUUCUGAGUAAGGGUUUCAGAAAUAACUUACUUAGGUCUGUUGUUAGGUUCGUCCCCAAAGAACAUCUGACCAACAAGAAAGCAAAGGAAUCAUCAACAUCAAGCACUAGGCAUUCUGUGGUCAUAACAUAAGAAGAACUAUAUUUUAAAAAUUGGUGUAUGUAACUGGAUGUUGCUAAGCUAGUGACCUUUGUAAGUAUAAUCUCCAGUUUCAAGAGACAGCAGCUGUAUGCACAAUUCUUUUUUGGGCAAAGUAAGUGGUAUGAAUUGCUUCAUUAUGGGAAAAAUAAUUCUAAUAGUAUUAAGCACAUCUGAUUUUUUUACCCCUUGAUCCUUUAUCCUAGGAUGAUUAUUUAUCUUGCCAGUAGCUAGUUCAUUUAACCUCUUCUUUUGCAUCUCUCCCCAGUUCCUUCCUAGCUUGUCCAUGAUGGACUGAGCAAUGGAUUAAAACUUGGAGAUAUCUGAAGUGGUAGCUUAGCUCUGUGAAGGUCACUAAUCACCUUGUCAGAUAAAGUCUAACUUUCCUCUUUGUUCCUUCCUGCCAUCCUUACAGGAAUGCUGGCCGUGAUCAUGACACUGACCUCUGUACAUGUCAGAAAGUUCCUGCAUUCUGUAUUGAAUAGCGUCUGCUAUACUGUUAAAUCAUAUCACCUGAAUGUUAUUAAGUGCUCUGACUGCACUGGAACAUUGUACCCAUCCACCAUCAAAAUGGGAAGGAGAAUAUGUUUAAAGAUAGUUGUUAGUCCCUUACUCCAAACAUCCUCCAUGGAUACAGGAUCACAACAAAACCUGUGACACUAGCAUAAAAAGGCAGAAGCACCACCACUCUAUUUACUGUGUAAUGGUCACUGUUGCAUUUAAUUAAAAAAAUGUGCUCAAAUGUAAUGCACACUAUAUUUGUAGAUCACUGUACAAAAAUAACAGUCUUACACAAUUUUCAAGCACUGAGUUAUUUCAAGGAAAGAUCAAGGAUUAUGUUAGGGAUGCAUGAUUAAUAUGGGUAGGACUAGUCACUGUAUGGAUUAGAAGGGGGUUGGCAUGAAUAUCAUAGAACAAGGCUGAAUUUUUGGUGCACCACAGUCCCUGGCAUGGCAAGAAGAAUUGGAUUUAUGGAAGGGAUAGGUUAUUUGGGAGAAAGCUCGGAUUUUGCUAGUCAGAACAUGGGGAAAGAGGAGACAGAAUCAGGUCAAGACACGGUUAUGUUAGCUUCUUGUUUUAUAUGUCAGGAAUUCAUAAAGGUUAGGUUAGAAUAGAUAUUGCUUGGGGAUAAAGCAAGGCCUGGUUUUGGGUUAGGGCUCCUCUAAGGUAAGGGAAGCAUGGCUUAUGUUAAGGCAAGUAUGACACGAAUAUAAAUUGUCGCUGCCUUAGUUAAAAUGCUGCACAGUAUGAUUUGUACAUAAGUAAGCAUUAUUUUGGCAGCAGAACAUGCAGGUAUUCAAAGUGGCAGGGCAAGAAUUAUGAAGAGGCAUGACCUCUGAUAUUGUGGGGUGGUUUGGAUUUGGGUUGUAGAAUAACUUAGUAUAAGGAAAGAGAGGUUUUAUAGGGAAUGAGAAGAGAUUUGAUUUAGGGUAAGCCAGGUGCCGGUAUGGGUUAGAAUAUAGUACAAAGUAGUUCAAGCUGGAAGUACUACUUAGAAUAAAAAAGGAGAUGGCCUGGAGUUUGAGGAGAAAUAUCCUGAUACAGGGAAAAUGAAUUACUUGGGUUAAGUUAUUUAAUGGCUUAGUAUGGAGUACAAAUAUAUUGGAUUAAGUUACAAAAUGAUCUGGCAGAAAAAGAAAAGGGAAAAAAAUAAUGUUAUGAAGAAUGUGGUUAGGGUUAAGGCAAGGUAUGGGCCAAGAUCAUUUAAGUCCCAGCUGAUAUGAGAAGUAAAACAAGUUAUGGCCAGAGGUAUCAGGUGUGUCAUUUCUCUAAUGAUGGAGCAUGGUAUAGGUUAACAUGUGAUAUUGUUUGGUGAAGAGAGCCAUUAUCAAACUUAACACUCCUGGUAAAGAGACCCACUUUUAUAUCUUACUAUGUGCAGCUUGAGAAAAAGGAAAUACAUGAUCAUGCUUAAAGCUGAACUUGAUUUUGGAAUAGGAGCAGAUAUGACAUGAAAAAGGAACAAAGUAUGAGACAUAAAUUACAAAAAAAUAAAUAUGAGGCUAGGCAAUGUUGAUAUGCCAUGAGCCAGGACAGAUUUUGGAUUGAGUAUAGGUAGAAAAUUUACUGAAUUAUGACUAACCAGCUGCUGGCCUGGGGUAAGGAAAAUAUGUUAGUGAGAUGAGGAGAAGGACUACCCGAAGCAAGAACAUAUCACAGUUAUGAACUGAACAUAGCCUGGUGUACAGAAAGAUAUAGCCUAAGUUUGGAGAUUGCAAGUCUGAACUGAAGAAAGGAAUGGACUAACUGAAGACAGGAAUGGCCAAAGUAAGAGCAAGGCACUGCCUGGGUUAAGGUAGUGUAUGGCUUAUCUUAACUGAAUACAUGACUCAGAUUAGCACAAGGAGUGUGCAGACAGUCUUUAGAUGUAACAAGUCAUACAUUAAAAUAAAUGUAUGGCUUGGCUUAAGAAAACAGAAAACAUAACAUAGAGGAAGGAAAAGAACAUUUUGAGUUAUUGUGGAGUGCAUAAUUUUGUAUGGUUAGUUAUGAAUAUGGCCAAGACUUUGCCUGGCCUUCACGAAGCAUGAACAGCUUGACUGAGUUAGGUAAGGAGAUGAGUUAAGUCAAAGUCUGACCUUGGAGAAUGAAACAUUAGACUAAGUUAGCAUGCGGCCCACAACAAGGAAAUACAUAGCUUAGGUUAGUAGAACAUUACAUGAUAUAAAAAGGCAUUGCUUGGAUUCAAAGAAAAACAGUGCCAGAUGUAAAUAAGAACAUGGAUUCUGCUAACAUAUGGUAUGCUCCAAGGAAAGUUUUUCUGUGGAUUAAUGUAAAAACAACAAAUCUGUGAACCUGAUUACAAAUUUCCUAAGUAUAGGAAGGACAGGAAAAGAUAAAGUUGUUCACUUCUCAGCCACUCAAAAAAUCAUGCAGCCAUUUGAUGCCUUCCAGUAAUCUUUUAAUUCAGCCAGGGAGGGGGUGGCGUCAUAAGCAGACAUCACUUGGAUUUGUAACGCCUCUAGCUCUCCUUCAGUUUAUGAGGAUUGCCUCCCUGUGCUUGUGCAUAUAUCAAAACAUAUGUUCAAAGAGGCACUAACUUGUGAAUGAAAGUACCGUGGAGCAGUUCCAGAGUACUUAAAUUAGGAUAAAGGCAUACAAAAACUCAAAACUCAUUUUUUAUUUCAGUGUGUUAUACCUAGUUAUCUACAAACAACUAUGCUACACUGACAAUGUCACAGUGAAAUUCUGUAUCCCCUUUGGCAAAUACACAUCACAUGAUUGUGAUAAAUCAGGUAACCAUUUGAUAUUCUAAGACUUGUUAGUGACAGUCCCUAAAUGAGCAUCAAGAAGGCAUGUUUCAGUAAAGUGAACAGGAACCAAUGAGUCUGAAUAGGCUCUAAAGUACAUUACAUCAAAAACAAUCAUACUUUCUAAAGUACAUGCAUCAUAUAUAGGCAGCUUUCAGUACUGCCCUUAAAUAGUGCAAUAAAAGGAUAUACAGGAAAGAUUUUACAGUUAUACUGUCUCAGAAAGUUGAAUAAAAUCUGACAUUUCAGCUGAUAAUCACCCAACAAUUACUUGUGUUCACAUGGGAUGGCUGUAGACUUCAGCUCAACAAGUCUAAUAGUAAAUAUUGUUUUAUGCUACAAGUCCCGCUCUUUGAUAGAAUAUUUUAUGACAUGUGUCAAAGCUGCUGUUUAGAAACUGGUAAACAGUGUACAGGCACAUAAAUAAAAACCAAUGAAUUUGAUUAUGCUGGUAAAGGCAACAUUAUGCAUGAUAUAAAAUUAUUUUUGCAAAACAAUUCUAUAUCUGUGUAGUAUGCAUGAUUCUGCCAAGCAAUGUUUAUAGCCAAACAUUAAAUAAAACGUAUGUACAAGUCUGUGGUCUAUGAGGUUUCUAAACAUUUGUGCAAGGAAUGUAUCUUGUUUCUCUCAAUGGCUUUAAAGUACAGCACCUUGUGACAUUUGCUGCAUUUAAUGAGAUAGUCAUUAUAUCUUGCAGGUAUAUUUGCUUUCAUGGUUCAAAUGAUAUAAGAUACAUGCUUACAGAUGGAAAGAUGUUAUAUUAAUGAUUAAAAAACAAAAGCACUGAACUGGUAACAUUUAAGAUUGGGCCCAUAAACAUGGUGUGGAGUUAAACUGGUAGAACCACAUAUCAGAACCUUGAAUGUUUGAUAAAGGGACCCAUGCACAAUGGAGUAAUAACAUAAAAUACAACCAUGUAUAAAGAGAAGUCCAGAUAUGCAGGGUAUAUCCAAAAGGGGAAUCAGUAGCAACGUCCAUGACUCAUAAGCCUGUGAAUUGUAGGCUAUACUGUGGAGUAGAGAUAGGCGACUAGAGAGAUGUAGUUGUGAAUAUUCACUGCAAACCGCUGCAGCUCAGCUCCUGAAGUGCAAAACAUGGUGAUGUGCUACUCAGCACAACAUAGCAAUGACAUUAUCAUUAGAUUGGAAUGACAUUGGCUAAAACACAGCUUUUAAUAAUUGGAUGCAGAGGCACAUUCUUGUGCAGACAGACUACACACAAACACACAGCCACAACCACAACUGUCCCACCCUACAUACAGUGACACAGCUGAGCUCCCAUCAAUGGGAACACUUAGUCAACUUGAUCCUCAUUACUAUAUAUGUCAGAGCUGUGCAAUCUGAAGUUAUGGGCAUGGAGGUAAACAGUUUCAAGAAUUACUUUUACCCAUGAUUUGUAAUAAGCUAAUUUUUUUUUAUGAAUCACACAUUUCUAUAACUGUGGAUGAAUGCAUAUGGCAGUGAUCUGCAGAAGACUUUCUCUCAUGCCCCCCUGUGCUGUUUGCUGGCCACCCCCUUAAAAAAAAUAGACACACACUGUGGUGUACAGUCUGCACCUUUAAUGUGCUUAAUAUGAUCACCCCCUACAGGCAAACAAAGCAUUUAUAACCCUCUACUAAUGCAUAUUAUACAUAAAUGUGUGAUUCAUGGAAAUAUUGUGUAGCCAUGUCAUUAAUGUGAUCCAUGUUUUUGCCAUGCUAAUGACAUGACCUCAUACUAAACACUGUGCGCACAACUGUUUUACCUGAGUGCUUAAUAUGUUUAUAAAUAUGGUGGUAAAACUUUAAUAACCAAUUUAUAAAUAAAUACAAUAAGCAUUUGAACAGUUGUGUCCUUUAGGUCAUAUAAAACAAAAUGUUAGAAUGUGUAAUGAAAUUUCAGAUAGUACUGAUUUAAUGAUCCCAUACUACUUUUUUUUAACUUUAAUAUAACAGACCUCCAUCAUGAAAAUGAAAUGCUUAUUGAAUUUUGCAAAUUUAUUACUUGUUUUUUUAAGAUGUCCAUUAUUUGAAGUUAUUGGAUAUGCCUUUAUAUGCAUGUGUGCAUUUUGCUUCUAAAGAAUAUAUAGGCUUAUUUAGUUAAUUUUGAAAUUUUACAUAGGAUGUAACCUAUUUUGCACUCUGUUGGUCAAAUGUAAUGCACAGCAUAUUUGUAAUUAUGCUUUUUUAAACACCCUUACUGAUUGUUAUACACACCUUAGGUUUGAAAAGAUGACUGUGUAUGAUUAGAAUUUUUGGCUUUGUUAGUCUACAAGUCUGAUGGUCAUAGUAGAACAACAUUAUUUAGAAAAUCAGUUAUUAUUAGCUUUCUAACAUAUAGAUGUGCUCAUCUAAAUCAUAUUAAAAAUAAUGUCCAUACAAGUCAGCUUUUAUGGGUGAUGUACAAUACAAAAUAGUUUAGGGCUAAUAUGAAAGAUUAUUUUCUUAAGAUAGAUUGCCCUGAAUAAAUACUGGAAACUACUGCCUCUCCUGUCUGUGUAUAGUUAAAAUGGAAUACUUUAUGCCAUGUGUUCAGCCUGGUGAGGUUAUUGAAAUGCAUCCUUCAGAUUUCAAGAGCGAUGACAUAUAAUUUGUGCUGAGAUAUUCACCUGUUCAUACAAUGGUUGAGAAUGUAAUUAAGAAUAAUUGGUCUUUGCUUCUAACCAACUACAAGGUUGCUACAGUGAUGGCUGAUUGUCAAUGUUUUUCUUACAAGAGUUACACAACUUAAAAGAGAUUGUUAAAAGUAAUAUUAGCAAACAAGACAGUUUUAUCAAAUUAAAAUGCACUUUUAUAUCUUAUUUAUGUCACACUUGCAAAUAUAUGGAUGUGCAAAGAAAUGUUUACAUCUGGAUAUAGAAAAAAGUGUUUUAUAUAUGGUCACUGCAUAUCAAAUGUGGUGCUUAUAUGUAGGAAAGAUGGACAGACUGUUACUUAUAUAUAUUACAGAACAUCUUCAAGCUAUACAGAAAAGUGAUUAUAGCAAUACCCUAUGCACACACAUGCAGGAUUCUGAUCUUAAUUGUAGUUAUGUUUUUUUUCAAUUUUUAUUUAAAAAUACUUUUUCUGGAAAGUAUUUAGAUCUGUUAGCACAUUCAGAGUCAAGGUGGUAAUGUGAAUUAAAUGUGUCUUGGGGAAGAUGUUAAAUUAUUCUUUUUCCAUCAAAUCUUUCCUAUAACUAAGAGGAAUUAGCCAAGACUAAGGUUCAGAUACUGUCUGUUAUUACAAAGUAAGUGAUCUGUUUGCAUACAGGAGUAUGUCACAUAUUGCAGCUUUUUUACUUCAUGUGACUUUUAGAAAGACACAUCUGUUCAAAAGCUUAUCUUGCUCAAUUUGUGUAUUGGUUAUUAAAGUUUUAAAUAGUA
This is a messenger RNA of Protopterus annectens (West African lungfish), 7961 nucleotides long. RefSeq names its product G-protein coupled receptor 182-like. The record is from RefSeq and is a predicted model, not a curated record. The transcript is spliced from 3 exons. Gene Ontology annotation, biological process: G protein-coupled receptor signaling pathway. Lineage: Eukaryota; Metazoa; Chordata; Ceratodontiformes; Protopteridae. Gene Ontology annotation, cellular component: membrane. Gene Ontology annotation, molecular function: G protein-coupled receptor activity. Bases 340 to 1362 code for a protein of 340 amino acids.